Messenger RNA from Amyelois transitella, 1462 nucleotides. It is a transcript of the gene Oct-TyrR, whose product is annotated as octopamine receptor. Gene Ontology annotation, molecular function: octopamine receptor activity. The record is from RefSeq and is a predicted model, not a curated record. Gene Ontology annotation, cellular component: membrane. Bases 1 to 1437 code for a protein of 478 amino acids. The transcript has a single exon. Lineage: Eukaryota; Metazoa; Arthropoda; Insecta; Lepidoptera; Pyralidae. Gene Ontology annotation, biological process: adenylate cyclase-activating adrenergic receptor signaling pathway.
AUGGGUCAGGCAUCCACACAAUUCGACACCAACUACACUUUAGUAAAUUAUACCGAAAUAUAUGAUGCAAUUGACGUCGAUAAAGACAUUUGCGCCGUCGCAGAUGACCCUAAGUACCCGAGUAGCUUCGGUAUCACCCUGGCCGUCCCAGAAUGGGAGGCCAUUUGCACAGCUAUAGUACUCACCCUUAUAAUCAUAUCGACAAUAGUUGGGAACAUCCUAGUCAUCUUGAGCGUCUUUACGUACAAACCUCUGAGGAUAGUUCAAAACUUCUUCAUAGUAUCCUUAGCAGUUGCAGAUCUCACUGUGGCUAUACUCGUACUGCCCCUCAACGUCGCUUACUCGAUCCUGGGACAAUGGGUGUUUGGAAUUUACGUGUGCAAAAUGUGGCUGACGUGCGACAUAAUGUGCUGUACAUCAUCCAUCUUGAACCUGUGCGCGAUCGCCCUCGACAGGUACUGGGCCAUUACGGAUCCCAUAAAUUACGCACAAAAGAGAACUUUGGAAAGGGUUUUGCUAAUGAUCGGAAUAGUAUGGAUACUCUCUUUAGUCAUUAGCUCCCCUCCCCUACUAGGAUGGAAUGAUUGGCCUGACGUAUUUGAACCGGACACGCCAUGUCGCUUGACUUCACAACCAGGCUUUGUCGUCUUUUCGUCAUCUGGAUCUUUCUACAUUCCUCUAAUUAUUAUGACUGUAGUUUACUUCGAAAUAUACUUGGCCACCAAAAAAAGACUACGAGACCGUGCUAAGGCAACAAAAAUUAGCACUAUAUCCUCCGGUCAGAAUAGGUUUGCCGCAAAAGACAGCGACCAAAAUGACCAAGACUCAGUGAGCUCGGAAGCCAAUCACAACGAGCAUCACGGCGUAACACAUCUGGUGUCCGACAGUGAAAAGAAAAAGCGAACCAGAAAACUGACUCCAAAGAAGAAACCCAAAAAGCGAUAUUGGAGCAAGGACGACAAGUCACAAAACAAACUUAUCAUUCCAAUUUUGUCCAACGAGAAUUCUGUAACAGAUGUGGUAGAAAAUAUAGAGAAUAGGAAUACGUCGUCCGAAAGUAAUUCGAAAGAAACACACGAGGAUGAGUUGUUGCCAGCAAACGAGCCGGCGAGUAAGCCUCCGAAGCGAGCGAAGCCGAGUCAACAAAACACUGUUUACCAAUUCAUUGAGGAGAAGCAGCGCAUCUCGUUAACUAGGGAGCGACGCGCGGCCAGGACUCUCGGAAUCAUAAUGGGAGUGUUUGUAGUGUGCUGGCUGCCUUUCUUCGUGAUUUAUCUUGUGAUCCCAUUCUGCGCGAGCUGUUGUUUAUCAAACAAGUUCAUAAACUUCAUAACGUGGCUCGGAUACGUUAAUUCAGCUUUGAACCCCCUCAUCUAUACUAUUUUCAAUAUGGAUUUCAGAAGGGCGUUCAAAAAACUACUUUUUAUAAAGCCGUAGUGUACUUGUGCCAAAACGGUGUAGU